Molecule: messenger RNA, 1835 nt
Organism: Biomphalaria glabrata
Lineage: Eukaryota; Metazoa; Mollusca; Gastropoda; Planorbidae
Exons: 15
Coding region: 136-1680 (514 amino acids)
Source: RefSeq, a predicted model, not a curated record
AGCUUUUUUAAGUGCUUUGAAGCUGCACAAUAAGAUGGUGGCGAUAGUAUCUAAAUCUCUAAAAAACAUUUAUAUAAACCUAUAAAAUCACACUGUAGUGGGUAGCUAUGUCUUUUUACUAAAAGAAAUAAAUCGAUGAUGUACUGUUUAGUAAAACGAUAUGCCCUCAUUUGGAUCCUGUUGUCAUCAAGUCAAUAUCAAUGUGGAAUGCUUUAUUGCGAUUCAGUCGAAGAAGGAUCACUGGCAAUAUUACAAAUUCCAACAAAUUUUUCAACAAUCUACAGCAAUAGUCAAAUGUAUAUGAAUGAUAGACUCAAAUGCAUAUGCCAUAGUAACAUAAGGCAAUGUGAUUUAAUUGAGAAUUCUGGUUUAACAUGCAACUGGGACGAUGUAACUAACAUUAUAACAGUAACAGAAACAAAUAUCACGAGAUCGUCGAACAAUGAUACAAAAGAAUGUUGGAAUAUUAGGAGGUAUUCUCCAACAAGUACUGACCAGUGUUGUUUUCAAAUAUUUAGUAAAGCUGAAAACCUGACUUGUGUAUCAAGAUCUAAAGAGAGCGUUAAUGUUUCUUGCACGGCAACGAAAAUUUUUCCAGAGGCAAGUUGUUUGUUUACUAUAAGCCGCAAUACUCAUCAGGCGAAAAAUACGAUUAUAUAUGCAUCCAACUCCAAAUACUGGCCAACUAAUUCAUCGGAUGACUUAUUUUAUUACAAGGCUACUUGUGAGUUUUAUCGGGAUAUUACAUUGGAAACAGUUGGCAGUUAUAAAGUACAGGUGUCAAUGUAUCCAAACAUUAACAAUAAAACCAGCAGUGAUAAAAUAUAUGGAGUCAAUAAAACUUUAAAUAUCAAAUUUGAAAGUCCAUCAAUCGAAUUCCCAAACUGUGUUGAAAAUGUUGAAGAAGACGUCAUUGCAAACUGCUCAUGUAAAAUUAAAGGCUUGGGGUCAGAAAGCGCCACUUACAGUUGGUUGAAUACCAGCGGUCAUGUUUUACUCUCUAACACCUCUCUCCUGACAUACGUAGCUACUGGAUACAACACAGCUUUUCUUUGUAUAGCCAGAAGUGAGAAGUUCAAUUUUACUAUUAGCGAGGUCUAUAACGUAACUCUCAUUACCACAUACACCACAACAAGAUCAACUACAACAUCAUCAGGCACAUACGUGUCAAUAGGAAUCACAAUUGUUGCCAUUAUCUCAUUAUUUUCAAUCACUGUUUUGGUGUUUCGCUUCGGAAAAUGUAGGUCAAGGCACGGAAUUGCAAACACAAAGAUUAAUGAGGAAAAGUUUUCAGAGCUAUUUUUUGCUACAGAAGAUUUUAAUAAUGAAGAUAUUUACACAGUGGAAACAAACGUGAAUAGAAAACCUCCAAGAUCUAAAUUAACCUACGUGCCCUUGUCGAGGACUGAGAAUGCUACAACAGUUCCACUAAAAGUACAAAGUGACGAACACACGUAUUCAAGGAUUUCAUACACAGAAACAGGUCAUUACCACACAAUAGAAAGAUUGUCUACAUCAACAAUAGCAUCCACUAUAGAUGGAAUAGCAAAAACAUGUUCAAGGUUUCAAUUGCAAAGCUCAGUUUCUGCUCAGUCCAGCAUUAAAGUCUCAGCGUCACAAGGUGAUUAUAGUGUUGCUAAAGUCCAUGGAGACGUCAACGAUUAUGAAACUAUUACAUAACUGUUAUAUGUAUCUCUUUUCAUAUUAGUGUUUUAAACUAUUUAUACAAUAAAUGUGUGAUUUGUGCUUUAAUUGUUUUAGAUAGAAAUAGAAGGAGUGCUUUCAACAGUGUUUGCAACGAAAAAGAAACCCUGAGAAGUUAAACAGUCGCUAAU